Aspergillus niger is the source of this 378-nucleotide messenger RNA. RefSeq lists its product as hypothetical. The transcript has 3 exons. Lineage: Eukaryota; Fungi; Ascomycota; Eurotiomycetes; Eurotiales; Aspergillaceae. The record is from RefSeq and is a predicted model, not a curated record. The coding region runs from base 1 to 378 and encodes 125 amino acids.
AUGGAUCAGGACAUCCAUGGCGAUAAUAAGAGGAUCUGGCCUAGACAAGCACCGCUGCGAAUUGCAGUGAAACUGGGGAUCCGCCAAGGACAGCGAGAAGAAACCUGCGCCGAUACCAGCCAGGGCCAGGCCCAACCGCCAUGCAGUGAUCGGAUGCUGAUCUGCUCCCCGACUGGAGCUGCAAGCUUCCUUUGCCGUCCGCGUGACUCGCCUCUACGCCACUGCUAUCAGACUAAAUUCUGCCCCUUAUCGGCACUCGAUAUUGUCCCCAUUGCCCCAUGGAUCCUAUCUUCUCCCAACACACUCACCGGGAGAAGUCCCGAAGCUCCCGGCGCGCAUUGGGCACUCAAAGUUGCCCGUAGCUGCCACUACGGAUGA